GCUUCCCGCUGCCAUUUGCCUCUCUUGCUCGGUUUUGUUUGGUGACUGUUAGCAGCAAGAUGGCGGCUUCCAUCCCAGCAAGCAGAGCUGCUCCGCACAUUUAACCGAAGUCAUUGCAUUUCCACGAGUGCUCAGUCACGCGACUGCAUGUCGCCACCACAGCAAGAAACGGGCCUGGGUCUGGAUGUGUUCGUCUGCUUCAUUUUGUUCCCGUGAGCCUACAGCGACCGGCGGCUAUGUUCACUUCCUGAAUGCUCUCCCCUCUUCACCGGCAGAAAAUGGCGGACUGGCCGCAGCGCUCGCUAUGCUAGUCAACAACACAGCGGAACCAUUACAAACUAUAGAACCGAGUGAGGGCGUUUGUUUCAACAGUGGCACUGCAGUUCUCGAAUCUGGGAUAAAUAUUCCAUUGCUAAAAUUAGCGACAGCUAAUUGAGUUUUAACCAUCAGCGCCUAGUUAGUAUCUAGCAUCCUUUGCAUCGAAUCAGCCGGCUAGUUAGCGGGCUAAUGCUAAGCUAGUUGCGGACGGAGCCUCUUUGGCAAACAUUACGUUUGGUGUUCCCCCAGCAAGGCUUAUUAGUGCUGGACUCUGACAAAAACAACAUGGAAGGUCAGCCAGUGGUGCUUCAGCCUCGCUGGAAGCGCGUCCUGGGAUGGAGCGGUCCUGUGCCGCGGCCCCGUCACGGACAUCGGGCCGUCGCCAUCAAGGAGCUCAUGGUGGUGUUUGGUGGUGGUAAUGAGGGCAUCGUGGACGAGCUGCACGUCUAUAACACAGCUACCAACCAGUGGUUCAUCCCUGCUGUCCGAGGCGAUGUCCCACCUGGGUGCGCCGCUUAUGGAUUUGUGUGUGACGGCACCAGGCUAUUGGUGUUUGGAGGAAUGGUAGAAUAUGGAAAAUAUAGCAACGACCUGUACGAGUUGCAGGCCAGUCGCUGGGAAUGGAAGCGGCUGAAAGCGAAAGCUCCAAAGAACAACCCGCUGCCAUGUCCCCGCCUUGGUCACAGCUUCUCUCUGAUUGGCACUCGCUGCUUCCUGUUUGGAGGACUGGCCAAUGAUAGCGAGGACCCCAAGAACAACAUUCCCAGGUACCUGAAUGACCUGUACUGUCUGGAGCUGCGUCAGGGCUCCAGCGUGGUCAGCUGGGACCUUCCGGUGACGUCUGGGCAGCCUCCGCCGCCCAGAGAGAGCCACACGGCGGUGGUGGCAAGCGGCCGCGGAGGCAACCGCCUGGUCAUCUACGGUGGGAUGAGCGGUUGUCGACUGGGCGACCUCUGGAUACUCGACAUUGACUCGCUCGUCUGGAGCAAACCAAACCUCACUGGGACCGCACCGCUCCCCCGCAGCUUGCACUCCGCCACCGCCAUCCACAACAAGAUGUAUGUGUUUGGAGGGUGGGUUCCUCUGGUGAUGGACGACGUCAAAGUGGCGACACACGAGAAGGAGUGGAAGUGCACAAACACACUGGCCUGUCUCAACCUAGACACACUGUGUUGGGAGACGGUGCAGAUGGACAGCGUGGAGGAGAACAUCCCUCGAGCUCGCGCGGGCCACUGCAGCGUAGCCAUCAACUCCAGACUUUACAUCUGGAGCGGAAGAGAUGGAUACAGGAAGGCCUGGAACAACCAGGUCUGCUGCAAGGACCUCUGGUACCUGGAGACACAGCGUCCCAUUGCUCCAUCGCGAGUCCAGCUGGUACGCGCUAACACGUCGUCCCUGGAGGUGAGCUGGGGGCCAUCACAGACAGCAGACACCUACCUGCUACAGAUACAGAAGUACGACAUUCCCGCCACACCUACGGCAACCCCAACCGCCUCCGCUGCCGCCGCUACUGCUGGAGCCAUCUCGCCCAAGAGCCCCGUCUCCGUUGCAGCCAGUCCCACUAACAAAACGCCACAGCUGUCUGGCAUUACGUUGGUUCCCUCCCCCACAGCAGCUACAUCUGCAAGCCCAUUGGCUGCUGCUGCUAAAGGGCCAGCAGUCCUCAAGGUGGCCACACAAGGAGCCCCAGGCGGCGCCUCCAUCGUCACAGUGCGCCAGGCCACGCCCAAGUCCCCAGUCGCUGCGACCACGCUUCCUGCAGGUGUUCGCAUGGUGGUGCCCACACCGGCCAGUCAAACCACACCAAUCGGCAGCAGUCCUCAGAUGAGUGGCAUGGCCGCGCUGGCAGCGGCGGCCGCAGCUACCCGCAAGAUCCCCCCCGCCACAGCCACCGUGCUCAAUGUGCCAGCGGGAGCCACCAUUGUCAAGACUGUGGCAGUCACUCCGGGAUCUGUUAGCCUUCCCGUUACCAUGGUCAGCAACUCAGCAACUCGCAUCCUGAAAACGGCUGCUGCUCAGGUCAGCGGGGCCACUGUUGUCUCCGCCCCCGGAACCUCCAGCCGCCCAAUUAUCACGGUGCACAAAUCUGGAACGGUGACAGUCACCCCCCAGACUCAGGUGGUUACCACAGUGGUGGGCGGCGUCACCAAGACCUACACGCUAGUCAACAGCCCGCUCGGGGUGGGAGCUGGCGGCACUCUGAUCAGCAACUUGGGAAAAGUGAUGUCGGUGGUGCAGACCAAACCUGCGCAGAGCGUCACGGUUGCCGGUCAGAGUGCGAGCAGCUCUGUUGCUCAGAUCCUGCAGACUAAGGGCGCCCUCCCUGCUGGAACAAUCUUGAAGCUGGUGACCUCUGCAGACGGCAAACAGACCACUGUGCUCAGCAGCCCACAGGCCGGCUCCAUGGUAACCAAACCUGGUACCACCAUUAUCAAGACCAUUCCUGUGUCGGCGCUGCAGGGUGGGGCAGGUGGCAACUGUCCAAUCACAAUCCUCACGACCAAGGUGAUGACACCUGGCACUGCAGGAAAAAUCAUCACCACUGUCCCCAAAAUAUCAGCGGGCCAGCCGGGUGUCACGCAGGUCGUGUUGAAGGGGGCUCCAGGGGCGGCAGGUACCAUCCUCAGGACCGUUCCAAAGGGCGGAGUCAGACUAGUGUCGCCAAGCAUCACCGGCACCAAGCCCGCCGUCACCACGUUGGUCGUGAAGGCGACUACAAGCGUGCCCAGUCUGGGGACGAUAACAGGAAGUGUGUCCACGACAGUGGCAGGAGUGGCCCCCAACAUCAAUGCCUCCCUGGCCACGCCCAUCACCACUCUGGCCACCAUCGCCACGCUUGCCAGCCAGGUCACCUCUGUGACAGCUGCUGCUUCUGGACCCAAGCAGGUUUGGACGCAUCUCAUUGAUUCAGCUUCUGGAAGCGUCCGUAGUGCUACUAUAUUUGUGUCAUCCCAGGUGACUCUGAUCACAACCCCGAGUGGCGCAGAAUCCCAGCCACUGGUCCAGGAUUUACCCGUUUCCAUCAUGGCUUCUCCUACCUCGGAGGAACCAGGAAGUACGACGAGCACGCUAACGAGCAGCAGCGCGGAGGGCGAGAAGGGAGACGCCGCAGCCACUGUGACCCUGGUCUGCUCCAACCCACCCUGCGAGACGCACGAGACCGGAACCACCAACACCGCCACGGUGGCAACGGCUGGCGGAAGUCAGGUGCUACAGGUGUGCUCCAACCCCCCCUGUGAGACCCACAAGACUGGAACAACCAACACUGCCACUGUGGUGAUGGCGGGUACAAGUCAAGUGCAGCAGGUGUGUUCCAAUCCACCGUGCGAAACCCACGAGACCGGAACCACCAACACCACCACCACAACAGGAGCAGGAGGACUACCACAGGUGUGCUCCAAUCCACCGUGUGAAACCCACGAGACCGGAACCACCAACACCACAACCACAACUGGAGCAGGAGGACUACCACAGGUGUGCUCCAAUCCACCGUGCGAAACCCACGAGACCGGAACCACCAACACCACCACCACAACAGGAGCAGGAGGACUACCACAGGUGUGCUCCAAUCCACCGUGUGAAACCCACGAGACCGGAACCACCAACACCACAACCACAACUGGAGCAGGAGGACUACCACAGGUGUGCUCCAAUCCACCGUGCGAAACCCACGAGACCGGAACCACCAACACCACGACCACAACAGGAGCAGGAGGACUACCACAGGUGUGCUCCAAUCCGCCAUGCGAGACCCACGAGACUGGAACCACCAACACUGCCACCACAGCCACAGCUCAGCAGGGUGGAGACGUUGCACAAGGAGACUCCACAGACCCCGCCCCCUCCUCCUCAUCCUCUGAGCCUUCCUCAUCUGCCACCAUCAGCCAGGGCAGAGCCAUUACCAUGGUUACACAGGCCACGCCCACACCUGGACCUUCCAUACCUGAAAUCUCAUCAUUGGUCAGAGAGGAUGUGGUCAAGGCUGAGGGCGAUGGCGUCGCUGUGGUGAUGGCUGUUGCAGAGGAGCCCAUGCAAAUGGACAGCCAAUCAGAGGAUGUCAUGUCCUCGUCAGCGGCGUUGUUGCAGGGCAGUGAGGCCACACAGAUGGCGUCCACGGACACGCCUCCUCAGGAGCUGAUGUCAUCAGAAGCUGUCAGCAGCGAGAUGGACUCUGGGACGACGACGCUGAUGGUGACGGCCGAUCAGCUGGCCGUUUCCACGACAACAGACGAGGUUCAGCAUGCAACCAUACAGGCUGUGCUGCAAGCGGCGGGACACAUCGGUGACGCGGAAUCCAUUCCUAUCGUGUUGACCCAGCAGGAGCUCGCUGCUCUGGUUCAACAGCAGCAGCAGCUGCAGGACGUGCAUGGUCAAGCAGAGGAGGAGGCGGAGCCUGGGGCCGUGCCCACAGAGGGCCUGGCUCCAGCAGACAGCCUCAACGACCCAAUGGCGGAGAGCAACGGCCCUGAGGUGACAUCGUCGGCCGUGACCAGCGCAGUGGCCCGAUUGGCCAGCACCUUUGGCCCAACUCCUCCUCUGACGGCCAGCGCCGGGAAAACUGACGCCACCGCCAUCGCUGACGUGUCCAACGGCAUCGGCGCAAAUGUGACGAAACAUGGCGUCAUGGAGACAAAGACGUCCACCAAAGACAACCAGUGGUUUGACGUGGGGAUCGUCAGGGUGACCAACAUGGUGGUCUCUCACUACUACAUCCCUGAUGAUGUUGCUAUUGAUCAUGACUCAGGCGUGCCCCCAGACUACAGUCGGAUGAAGAAGGUGGAGCUUCAGCCGGGCACGGCGUACAAAUUCCGGGUGGCUGGCAUCAACAUCUGUGGCCGCGGGGCAUUUUCCGAGGUGUCUGCGUUUAAAACAUGUCUUCCCGGUUUCCCAGGAGCACCUUGCGCUAUCAAGAUCAGCAAGAAUGUGGGCGGAGCUCAGCUCACAUGGGAGCCUCCCGCCGUCACAUCGGGAAAGAUCAUUGAGUAUUCAGUGUACCUGGCCAUCCAGUCCAGCCAGACCACCAGCACCUUGGGGUCUGGUCCGGCACAGCUGGCAUUCAUGAGGGUCUACUUCGGCCCGAACCCAUCCUGCCUGGUCCAGACAUCCAGCCUCAGCAACGCCCACAUCGAUCACACCACCAAGCCUGCCAUCAUCUUCCGCAUCGCCGCUCGCAACCAGAAGGGCUACGGGCCGGCCACGCAGGUUCGGUGGCUUCAAGAAACCAGCAAAGACACCAAAGCAACGGGCAAGCGAGUGGCCGUCUCUCCUGACGUUAAACCUGGCGGACCAAAGAAGUUCAGAGGCGACCAAUCAGAGGACUCCAUGCUGUCCUGAGGAUUGCGCUUGGUUGUCUUAAGAACUCAAAGAUAAAACUUGUAGGAUAUUUGUACAUUACUGAUCAAUCACAACAUUCUUGCGUUGUUGUUUGUCGCCAUGGAGACCGCAGCAGUUCACCUUCAGAGGAAGUAAAUCCAGUCGAAAAGAAAUCUGCCAUCAUGACAAAGAGUCAAAGGUCUGAUGAGAUGUGAUGCGGGGGGGGGGGGGGGGGUGGUGGAGCCUCUGCAGUAGUGGAAUAUAAAUUAUUUUUUUUCCAGUAGCAACAAAAUAUUCAAAAGUAUUUAGCUUUUCUUUUUUAUAUAUAUAUGUAAAAGUAUGUCAGAAAACAUUUCCACUAGUGUUUUUUUUUUGGUUUUUGUUUCUGUUGGCGUGUGAUCAUGAUGAAGACAAAGUGUGUGGGCCACAGGAAGUGAUCGUUGACAUGUUUGUGAAUAUUCUCUGACAAUAAAGAUUUUUAGAUCAUU
Messenger RNA from Doryrhamphus excisus (bluestripe pipefish), 6119 nucleotides. NCBI's taxonomy places the organism in Eukaryota, Metazoa, Chordata, Actinopteri, Syngnathiformes, Syngnathidae. The record is from RefSeq and is a predicted model, not a curated record.